Messenger RNA from Dendronephthya gigantea, 1798 nucleotides. Its product is annotated as collagen alpha-1(II) chain-like. The record is from RefSeq and is a predicted model, not a curated record. The coding region runs from base 94 to 1548 and encodes 484 amino acids. The transcript is spliced from 8 exons. NCBI's taxonomy places the organism in Eukaryota, Metazoa, Cnidaria, Anthozoa, Malacalcyonacea, Nephtheidae.
GUUACAGAUAGCCGAUAGGUUUAAAGUACGCGACGUCUUCUUCUAAUCGCUCAUAUAUACAUUAAUACGAUUGGACGUUCGGGGUAGCUAUCUAUGGAUUUUGUUCCAUUUUUUAUUUUCUUUGUGCUUUUGACGACGAUUCUUUUUAUACGCAAUAGUGCCGAAGGAAGGAAUGAUCCAAAAAUCUUCACCAAAGAUGGAAGUCUCCACAUUCGUUCAGGAGACGAUGGAAAUAUCGUGUUUGAACAUCCAAAUCCAGGAGGAAAAGUUAUCGUCGCCGGACAAGAACUGAAUGUUUUAAAAGCCAAAGGGGAGAAAGGAGAGAAAGGACCUCCAGGGACUAAUGGAACCUCAGGAGUAAAAGGAGAAAUUGGGGCAAAAGGAGAAAUGGGGGAUAAGGGUGAUAAAGGGGAAAGAGGAGAGGGGUGUUCUUCGGGAUGCAAUGGAACCGCAGGCGUAAAAGGAAAACAGGGCCCACCUGGCCCACCAGGAGCUAUUGGGCGUGAGGGGAGAAACGGUUCUGAUGGUAUAACUGGCCCGAAAGGAGAGCGUGGUUUUCAAGGAGAAAAGGGAGCUCAGGGUUUGCCUGGACUCAAUGGAACUGUUGGGGAAAAGGGUGUCAAUGGAACGCAAGGAGCUCCUGGAGUUAAAGGAGAGAAAGGUGCUAAGUCUGACACACCAGAGAUAUUUCGUGUAGGAAAGGAAACUUUACAAUGUAACCGCUCAACUUUUGGUGUUCUGCGAUAUUCUUCACGAAGACUUCAGCUAUGCACGACUGAAGGAUGGCAAUCUUUUUCUUACGAGCCUCCUUUAGGUUGCGGCAACCAAGGCGUGAAAAACGUACCAGAAACAAACUACAAAGCUUUUCUUAAUGCAGACCGUGGUAUAUUGUUUCAAUUCAACGGAAAUAGUGUUCCAAAUGUCCGAGGCAAUUUCAAUAUUACAGCAGAUAUUUCACCGGAUAAUUUCAACCUAACGUACAAAGAGGCUGUAAUGAGACAAGCCGCGCUGUUUCCUGGGAACGGAAACCGUUUGAAUGUUUCUGGUAUCUCUGAUGAUUUCUGGAGGAAUAGCAACUGGUCAGUCAUGGCUUUACUAAGGUACAAAAAUAUUUAUGAGAAGUUUGUCAGGGUGCUGGGUCAUGGUUCAACAUCUGACAACAAAGGGUUGCACUUGGGCAUUGCAGUCAGCGACGAUGCCGGAAAUAAAAAGACUGUGAUUCAUGGCUAUUAUAGCAACGAUAUCACAUUUGGAACAGUAGAAGAAGAAAAAUGGUAUCAUAUUACUUGGACUUCUCAGAAGGAUCAAAGUGGGCAAGAAAAACGGUGUAUAUAUAUAAAUGGCGACGAACACAAGUGCGAAGAAGGGAAACGAAGUUACCAAGGCAGUGGUGUGACGACAGUGGGGGCUUGGUGGGAUGAGAACUAUGCAGAUGAUUUACUUUUGGACAAUCUUAUUAUAAUAUCUGGCGUCGUGCAGUACAAUGUAGUGACGAAUGACGAAAAACAAAUCUGUUUUGCUCAAAAAUUGGAUGAGAAAUUACCGUAAAACUGCUUGGUGCCACCUUAUUGCUAUAGAAGUACUACCAUGUCUAUUUUAUUUAAAAUCGUUAGAAAUGGUCCAAUAAUAUCACUUAAGAUAACGUACAAUAUUUGCUUGUAGUGGAUGAUUUUUAUUGUGGUAUAACAGAUCUAGAUUAUUUUAACUUUAUAUCCAUAAAAGAAAAUCCAGCCUCGACAAUGUCGUGCAUAUAUACCAUAUUGCGUUUACUGAUUUAAAUUUAUAUACAGUAAUAUAC